Molecule: messenger RNA, 2417 nt
Organism: Bursaphelenchus okinawaensis
Lineage: Eukaryota; Metazoa; Nematoda; Chromadorea; Rhabditida; Aphelenchoididae
Source: the annotation of a GenBank genome assembly
AUGGUAGAAAACAGUAUAUCGGAACUUGUACCAGGAGAAAAGUAAGUUUGUUUUGUUGUUUUUUUGUUUGUUUAGGUUUGUUGAAACGAAGAAUGCUGCUAAAGUAAUAUUUAGGUAGCAAAGAUUUAAUUUCAUCUAUUUCAGAGUGCCUUAUCUUGCUUUGACAAGAACGUUGAAAAAGAUUGAGGAAACUUCAUCUCGGCUUGAAAUUAUCAGCCACUUGGCAAAGUUCUUCGUAUCUGUAAUCAAAGCAACACCAGGAGACCUGGCCCCAUGCGUUUACCUUUGUAUAAACCAGCUGGGACCGUCUUACGAAGGGCAGGAACUGGGAGUAGCUGAAGGUGUAUUGAUGAAAGCUUUAGCACAAGCUACAGGAAGAAAGGUGGACAAGAUAAAACAAGACAUGGUGGCCAAAGGAGAUCUUGGAUUGGUAGCCGAAAGCAGUAGAUCAAGCCAAACUAUGUUGGGAUUUGCGAAGCCAAAACCGCUGUUUGUGGCUGAUGUUUUUAAAAAGUUGAAAGAAUUUUCGACUUUAACGGGAAGCAAUGUAAGUACUGUUAGCUUUAGUGAUUGUAUUUUGGUAACAUAUUUAGAAGAAAUUGAAAUAUCUUUUCUUUAUUUUUUGUACACGACAUUUAAUGGUGCUGUUUUAGUCUCAAGAUCGUAAAAUCAAGACAAUUCAAGGCUUACUUGUGGCUUGUAAGGAAUCCGAAGCCAGGUUUUUAAUCAGAGGAUUGGGUGGAAAGCUGAGGAUAGGUUUAGCUGAACAGUCACUUAUUGUGGCGUUGGCGAAUGCAUUUACUGAUUACGAGCUACAUAAAGAAGAAAAGAAGCUGGCUGGAGACAAGUUGAAGGAGAAGAAGGCAGCUGAUGCUCUCAUCUUAAAAACCGCUUAUUGGUAGGUUAACUCCGUUUCAAUCUGUAUUAUUUGGUAGAAUUUUGAAGUUUCAGGAGGCUUUUAUAAAAUUUAUUCUUUUAGUGAAUGUCCAAACUUUGACCGAAUCAUAAACACGGUCUUGGAGUACGGUAUAACAGACCUUCCUAAUCAUGUGACAAUUGAACCGGGAAUACCAAUGAAGCCUAUGUUAGCUCAUCCAACAACUGGUGUCGCAGAAGUCAUGAAACGUUUUGGAACAGCACAGUUUGCUUGUGAAUGGAAGUACGAUGGAGAAAGGUGUCAGAUUCACAGACGAAAGGACGGAACGAUGAAGGUAUACAGUAGGAACAUGGAGAACAAUACUGAAAAGUAUCCUGACAUCAUCAAGAAGAUUCCUGAGGUUUUGGUAGACCUGAAGACUGAGUUUAUCGCUGAUGGUGAAGUUGUGGCCUGGGAUGUGAAUAAGAAGGUCAUCUUGCCGUUCCAACUGUUGAGUACACGGAAAAGAAAGGUCAGUUUAUAUUUGGAGCGAAGGUUUAAGUGGUUUAUGUAAAAACUUUUUUUGACUUUUGUGAACUAAGUUAACAUUAUGUUUUAUAAAAUUGUAAUUGUGUCAUAUUAUAGCUGGAAGAAGGCGCUGAGAUCAAGAUUCAAGUGUGUAUUUUCUUGUUUGAUUUACUGUACCUCAAUGGAGAAUCCUUGGUCAAAAGAACAUUUAGAAAACGUCGCACUCUCUUAAAACAGACCUUCAAAGAAGUUGAAGGUAAUCUUAUGUACGCUACAUACCUAGACACAGAAGAUACGGAUGAAAUAGCUCAAUUCUUGGAAGAUGCCGUCAGAGGAAACUGUGAAGGUCUAAUGGUAAAGGCUUUGGACGAAAAUGCAAAUUACGAGAUUGCCAAGAGAUCUCACAGCUGGCUCAAGUUGAAGAAGGACUACCUGGAAGGCGUGGGAGACACCCUCGAUCUCGUAGUAGUUGGUGGAUACUGUGGAACAGGGAAGAGAACAGCUGUGUAUGGUGGAUAUCUGCUGGCUUGUUACAAUGCAGACUUUGACGAGUAUCAGACUAUUUGUAAAAUUGGUACUGGGUUCUCAGACGAGGAUUUAAAGAGUCAAUAUGAAUACCUACAAGGUGUUAGGACGGAGAAGGUAUGGUUCUUAAUUUUUAUAUAUUCUUUACUUUUUUAAUUGCUUUACGUGUUUUUUUGAUUAUUUAUUCUAACUUACAAUACUUUAGGCACCAAGUAACCUCCGAUUCGACUCAACAUUGGCUCCAGAUCACUGGUUCGAACCCAAAUACGUUUGGGAAGUGAAAGCUGCCGACUUGUCAAUAUCGCCCAGACACACUGCUGCUGUUGGUAUGAUUGACAAGGAGAAAGGUAUAUCUCUCAGAUUCCCUCGCUACAUGAAGUUGAGAGAAGACAAGGGCCCAGAAGACUCGACCAGUGCAGAACAAGUGGCAGAGAUGUACAAUAGCCAACAAAUCAUCCAGAAUCAGAAUAAGGACGAAGCGAUGGAAGAAGACGAUGAAGAAGUGUGA